CCAGCGCCAUGCCGACAGCUUGCACCCUCCUCUUGCUGCUGCUGCUGCUGGGGCUGGUCCCGCCGGCCGGGUCGUUGCCCCUCGUUUCCCCACGGAGUCGUCGUCUUCCUCCUCCUCCUCCUCCUCCUUCUUCUUCUUCUUCAGUGUCCCGAAGCCGUCUCGGCCGCCCUUCCUUGCCUCCCGCCGCGGGACACGCCGGCAGCCCGGUCAUUGAAAGCAGCCAUAACGUCAGAAGAAGUUCAGACACGGAGAUAAGGACUUCUGGUGCUCUCGUGGACAGUGUGGAGCUGGUGACGAUGCCGGCCGGGAGCAGGGAGCGGGCGUCACUGCCAGCCAGGCACGGCGCGGUGCCGGCAGAGAGUAGAGUCACGGGGCACGUUGGUCCCCUCGCUGGCGGUGGGGAUGUCACCCUGCCGGGAGCAGAACCCCCAGACACACCAUCUACUGGGAGAGCAACCCACCUCCUCACCCACAGUCAUCCUCCUGUUGCUGGAAGCCAUCACCAUGCUGCAGGCAGCCGUGAGAGAGGCAAGAGGGCUCUGGCUUCUCCUGGCACCCCUGCAGCUGCCGAGAGGACACCCCUGGUUUUGGCAGCCAUCAGCACUGAUUCGGUCAAGAGGACACUGGGUGGGCACCACGGGGCCUGGGACGAGGCAGGGUUUGACAACACAACGAGGAUGGUGCUGCUGCCUUCAUCUGCAGAGACUCGUCGCCCAGACACCAGCAGCCCAUCUCAACUGGUGAGCAGCUGGGUGGGCACAGAGCUGCCUGGCAGCCCUUCCACGGGCACUGCAGCCACUUCAUCCAGCCCCUCAGGUAGCAGUGGGGGGAUACUGCGACCCCUCCCCAGCACCCCUCUCCCUGGCUCUCCGGGACAGCCCCAGUCCUUCCCCCGAGCUUCCAGUACCCAGACUGGUGCAAACCGUGUCGUGCUACAUCCUGGGGAUGUCACGGGGGACUCCACAAGCCCUUUGCUCUCAGCAUCACCUGCCAUGGACAGUGCUUUUGGAGCUGCUGGGACCAGCAUUGGUGCUGCGGAGAACCUGAGAGCCAGGUUUUCCUCCUCAGUGGCCCUGGUGCAGGGGCCCUCCACGGAGCACCAGCUCACCCCUUCUCACACAGCUUCAGAAAGUACUGCCACGGGUGAGCUCGCCAUUGGAAGCAGCUACCAGCCAUCCCACGUCUCGGCCGUGGAGAGGAGAGUUUCAGAUUUCCCCACCGCUGGCACCUCGGUUUCCACAACAGCCACCAAGGGUGGAGGGAGGACGUUGAGGUCUCUGCCAGCCAGCACCAGGCUGGCCCAAACGACAGAGAUUUCCACCUCUGGUACCGAAAUCGCCAGCUCCUCAGACCAGACCCGGUCCCCUGGGAUGUCUCUGAGACCCCAGGGUGGUGGUGGCAGAAGUGCCACAGACCCAUUGCUCACGAACUCGCCGUCUGCUUCGGAAAGCGCUUCCACAACCUUUAGCAGCAAUUACGAACCCCAGAGCAUCCCAGCUGCAGAAGAGGUGACGCUGCACUCAAACACCCGUGGUGCUGACAUGCCCAGUGUGGCAGUGGGGACACCGGGGUCCCCUGCAAACGGCCGCACAGACGGGGUGACAAGGGGCUCUGCCACCAGCACCGACCCCACCACCUUCUCCUCCCCGGAGGCUGGAACUCACCAUCCUAACAGCUCACAGGAAGCCACCCAUCUCCCAGCGCCUCCCGAGGAGCCUUUGCUCACAAGCUCGGUCUCUGCCUCCCAAAAUACUUCCAGAGGUGUCAGAAGCAGUCACCAACCAGUUAACAGCUCGACAACAGAGAAAAAACCCCUCGCUUCCUCUCCCACCAGCCCUUUCAUUUCAGCUAUGGCCACCAGCAGCAGUGGGAGGCCCCCGAGGUCUGCCCCAAGCAGCCGAUGGGCAGCAGAAGACUCCACAUCCACCAGUGGCACAUACAGGACCUUGGGCACAGUCCAAUCCUCAUCCGUGUCAUCUGUGAGAGAGACCUACGGAGUUCAUGGGUCCAGAGAAACCAUAGAUUUCACCAAGCGGGUGGCAGAUCCUUCACUAACAGGCUCUCACUCUCCUUCAGAAGGUCCUUCAUCAGUUACUAGAGGAAGCCAUGCAUCAUUCAGCAUCUUGUCAACAGAGGGAAGAACCGAUUUCCCUACCUCCAGCACCUCAGUUUCCACAACAGCCACUAAGGGUGGAGGGAGGACGUUAAGGUCUCUGCCAGCCAGCACCAGGCUGGCCCAAACGACAGAGAUUUCCACCACUGGUACUGAAUCCAUCAGCCCUACAGACCAUACCCAGUCCUCUUUGGGAGCCCAGGCUGGUGGUGGCAGAGUUGCCACUGUGUCAUCCACGGACCCGUUGCUCACAGGCUCGCUGACAGCUUCAGAAAAUGCUUUCCCAGCAGAAGGGACCUCAGCUACAGGAGGACGCCUGCCCAAUGCUCCUCUCACCAGUACUCCCAGCUCGGUGACAGCCACCAGCAGUGGGGAGAGGAGCACAGAGCCCAUGUCAGACACCCAUGUGACAUCCAGUGGAGCAGGGAGCUCCGCUCCCAUUCCAGCCCGCACCAGCUCCUUGGACGUGGUCCUUGUGCCAUCUGCAUCAGCUGGAGAGCCUGGGAGUCAGAGCAAUGUUUCACAGAGUGGUGCUGGACUCAGUGAUCUUCCAACGAAGCCGCUGACUGCAUUUCCUCCUGGCAUUUCAGUGUCUUCGCCUUCACCAAGUGCUUCAGAGAGAGGAAGAGUUUCUGGUGCUCCUACUGAGACCACAUACAUCUCAACUGUGCUCUCCAGCCAUGGGGAGGGGACAUCUCAGGCUGCAGCUAACCACAGCACAUGGAGCACACCAGCGGCAAACCCCACAUCUCACCUGGACACAGCUGGGGAGCCCCACACCAGCCCCCUCCCAUCCUCCACAGAAUGGCCUGGAGCAGGACACGUCUCAUCUGGCCGAGCAGGGUACCCGGAGACCAAGGUCACCCUUUCAUCCAGGGUCUCCACCUAUUUCUCAGCUGCUAGUGAACCUUCCACUGUGGGCAGCAGCCAUCCCUCAAGCGCCGAGGAAAGGCGGUCCAGCCCCAUCAGUGAUCCCGUGUACAGCUCAUCCACAUCUGCUGGUGGUGGAGAGAGGAUGCUCCACUCAGUGACAGACGGGGCGCUGGCUGGUGGCAUGGAGACCUCUGCUUCCUACGCUGAAACCACCAGCUCUGUGGGGCCGGCUCAGCCGAGGUUGGUGGAGCAGAGUGGGAUGGCCAACGCCUCGGCCGGCAGCGGGGGCUUCUCAGACUUUGCAACGGAGACACUCUUCGCACGUUCUUCCAAGAUGCCCACUUAUUCCUCUUUCCAAAACGACCUCACAAGCUUUUCAAGUAGCCAUCAGCCGGUCAGUAGCAUCGAUGCUGAGAAACGGACCUCGGUUUCUCAUACGGAUGGCACAUACAUUUCAACCACAUAUACCAGAGGAGGAGAAAGGACACUCCUGUCUAUCUCAAAUAGCAGCGCCUCUGCUGACUCCUCAGAAAGUUCCACUUUUUUUUCUGAGAUUUCCAACCCUUCUGAUUCAUCGAGGUCUUCUGUGGCACAGGACAGGAGGAGCAACAUAUCCAGCGAUGGCAGUUUUGUUGAACCAUCUACGGAGCCAUUGCUGGUACACUCAUCCAAACUGUUGACUUCUGGUUCUCCAGGCAGCAUACAAAACACAACUGUCUUCAACACUGACUCUGAGUUAUUGACCACUGGUAGAUCACCUGUGUCUUCAUCAGCAUUUCCAGCCUCUUCUGCAGUGUCAUCACUGAAUCACUUGCUGUCAUCAACACCACCACCAACUUAUUUAUUUACAUCAUCAGAGUCAUCUGAACCACUCUCGUCCUCUGUGAUGGCAUCUUCACCCCCUCUGCAGGCUUUGUCGUCCUCCUUGCCCAGUUCCUCAUUGCUUUCCCCAUCCUAUUCAUUAGCAUCAUUAUUGCCUCUGUUCUCGUCGCCGUCGUCCAUCUCUCAGUCCAGUGAUAGUGGUCCAGCAAGCACCUCUGUAGCUACGACUGUGGUCAGGCAGGCCCCCUCCACAGCCACUGUGGCUGGGAGCUCACCCAGGGGGACCAACAAGCACAAUGUCACGCACCAGCCCCAAAACAGCACCACCUUCACCUCCACCAGGUCUCCUGCUCUCCCCACAGUGCCCAUGGAGCAGCUUGGUGGACGCAUCGUAUCUGUGUCCAUUCCCAUGACGGUAAUAGAGACCACCUCACCGAGAGCCACCACCACCCAGGGAGGCAGCUUUGGGACAGCAACGCCACUGCCCACCACAGCCAGUGAUGUCCCACGGGCUGAGCCGACGGAUGCACCCCUUAGUCCCUCACCAAGUGCAACAAACCACAGCAUCAUCAUCCCUGCAGUGGCACUGACAACUGUGAAACCUCCUGUGCUAACAACACCGGCCGGUCACCAGCCAACCCCAGGUGAUGUCAGCACCACGAAAGCCCACAGACCUCAAACACCCACUACCACUAAGCACAUGUAUACCACUGGUGAAAGCACAGAAGCUGUGGAUCCUACCACUGCAAGGCCUGGUAAAGUCACCGAAGAAAACAUCCCUGUUACGAGUCCUUCUGAAGCUCCUCCAACCAGCAAGACCACUGUGAGCAUUGCAACUACUUUGGCUGCUACCAAGCCAACCACGCUUCCUCCAUCAAGUAGCACUACUGGGCUGAGGACAUCAUCUCCGGCAACAGAUGUGGAUAAAUGUCUUUCCAACCCUUGUCCUGCGCUGGCCACCUGCAACAGCACCCGUGGCUCCUAUGUCUGUCAGUGUCCUCUUGGAUAUGAGCUGGAAAAAGGAAAGUGCAAUUUAGUAAGAAUAUUUAUUGGCCAGGUCCCCCUGAAACUUAAUAAUACCCAUGGGAAUUACUCAGAACUUCCCUACAUCGAGGACAAAAUCCAGUCGAUGCUUGAUGCGUCGCUGUCGAGCUUGCCGGGGUACCACCACUCCACAGUUAAGGCAACCAGGGAGGCAAAUUUUGUGCGUGUUUCAGUGCAAUCCACGUUCUCUUUAGCAUCCAACGUGACUUUCUAUGACGUUGUCGGCAGCGUGAAAAGCUACAUUCGAAAUUGCAACUCCUCCAACAAAUCCUGCCAGUUCAUCUCCAGCCUGAAACCACUCCACAGAGUUGGCAGCUUGUGCAAGCAGAAAGACCCCAAGUGCGACAAGGAGACUUCCGAGUGCACCGACUUCGAUGGGGUCGCGCUCUGCCAGUGCAAAAGUGGGUACUUCAAAUACAACAAGAUGGACCACUCCUGCAGAGCCUGUGAAGAUGGAUAUAAGCUGGAAAACGAUACCUGUGUGAGCUGCCCGUUUGGCUUAGGUGGAUUCAACUGCGGAAACCCAUACCAGCUCAUCACUGUGGUGAUCACGGCUGCAGGAGGGGGACUUCUGCUUAUCAUGGGCAUAGCACUGAUUGUCACCUGCUGCCGGAAGAAUAAAAAUGACAUAAGUAAGCUAAUUUUCAAGAGUGGAGAUUUCCAGAUGUCACCAUAUGCUGAAUAUCCGAAGAACCCCCGGGCACAGGAGUGGGGCAGAGAGACCAUCGAGAUGCAAGAGAACGGAAGCACCAAGAACCUGUUGCAGAUGACAGAUGUGUAUUAUUCGCCAACUGGACUGAGAAAUCCUGAACUGGAAAGAAACGGACUUUAUCCUCCCUACACUGGUUUGCCUGGAUCUCGACAUUCAUGCAUCUACCCUGGACAAUACAAUCCAUCCUUCAUUAGUGAUGAAACCAGAAGAAGAGACUAUUUUUAGCAGGGAGUGGAGAGGGAGUGGAAGAUUGACACAGUUCCGUGGCCUUUGAUCCCCAGGUACAAUCUGUCCCCUGGGCAGUUCAGCCCACAUCAAUCUUACUCUUCCCAUUUAACAGAAAGGACUUUGAACUCCAUGCCGAUCGUUGAGAAAUGGUUACACUCACUGAGCAGCAGAGAGAAAGAGGAGGAGGAGGGAAUGGCUCAAGGUGCACAUCACUAAAAGAUCCAGAUGGAAGUUAACGCGUAUACUCUGAAUUUGUUCUGUGUUGCUUCUUCACUCUUUACGCUAGAUGGCAAGCAUGGAUCAGCACAGGCAGGUGAAAUUAAGCCCACCAUUCUGCAUUGAAUACCACUAGGGAGUGUUUUGUUUACAGAUCUUGUUCACUGUUGACUGUGCAUGUCUUCUUAGCCAACCUUCAUGCAAAGUUUCACUGUGCAACUCCUUUUGGUAGGGAAGUUUGUCCACUCCCUUUUCCAUUGCUGCGUUUCAUACACGACAGGGAAGCUGGCUGAUCCUCUGGCCCUCGCCUUCUUAGUGGUACAAGUUCUGCAGAUGGCUGGGUCUUUGCUGAAGCCUGGUGCCUGGAAAUGUUGGUUGAAUUAAUGAGUUGGUUGUCUCCAAGGAGUACAGGAGAGUUAGUUUUACCACUGCAAUUCUAACUGAAAAAAAGACACAGUUGGUGCUGUGCGCUGCUUUGAAAGCUUUGUCUAUAUAGGGAAGAGUCUGAGCAUGUUGUUUUGUCAACCAGCAUUGUUCAGAAGUGAUACCACUACAUAACAUCAUAAUGCUUCUGUAUAGGAUCUUAUGUGGCUCUGUUUCCCUGCAGGGUUUUAAAUGCCUGUAGAAACAGCAAUAUAAUGUUAAAUAGUUGCUCAUGGGGAAGCAAAACAUGAGCUGAGAAUUCAGCACGCUCCUUUCAAGGAAUCUGGGAAGGCGCAAUAAUGCUAUACCUCUGGUUGGGCAGGUAGAAUGUGAGUUCUGGACACUGCAGAUGAGACAGUUUUCAGGCCUCCACAGCCCACCUUGACUUCAGUAGGAGCUGUAGAGGCUUUCAGUACAUUGGAAAAUAAGGCUCACUGCAGUCAGUUGCAUUUAAGGCAGAGAAAAACAUGAUGCUUCCAGUUCUAGCAGAACAAAGAUCACUUAUGUUGAAGUGUUUUGCUUUCUUCCAUUCUAGUUUCGAGUGAUUCAGAUUCAGACCAGGCAGGUUUCCUCACCUAGGUGUGUUAAUUCAUAUUAAUCACAUCCUCAAAGAACUGAAGUUACUACAUUUCUCACCAAAGAUCAGGUUGAAAACUCAUGGACUGUAUUCUGACCUGAGCUGGGUGUUGAAAGAGAUCUUAUAAAUGAAGUAUAUUUACUGAUUAUCUUUACUGCAGUGUUAACCUGAGUCAUCCAAACCCUGUCCAGUUAAGGGUCCAGAUGCAGAUCCUUCCCCUGAAUGUAGCUGUGCUCUUAAUUCAAGGUGGCUGCUUGUAGGAGGAUAACAAAUAGCACAAUUCCUUAGCCAUUAACCCCCCAUCUCUGUAGUGUGUAUAUAAGCUAGUUUCACUGAAGGACACAUACUCUCUGAUAUUUCCUUCUCCCUCUACCAGCCUCCCGCAGUGUUCAAAAAGACACAGUGCCUACAAGUAAGUUCAUAGAAGAAGCUCAUCUCACUGAAGCUCUAAGGACCAUGGGAUGCAUCCCCCAAAGUGCCUAAUGCCAAAUAAGAUGCUGAUGUGUUGUGUAGUUGCUCACUGGAGGCAAACCUGGGGUGAUGAGGAGCCCUCUGUCAGGGAGCAGGUAGUAGUACCUGUGUCGUGGUCAUGGUUUUGGCUGAAUUGACCAAAACCAGAAUGACAGGUGCCCACCCCUCCCUCCCUCUUCCCCCCCAACAGACAAAGGAGAGGAAGAGAUAAGGAGAUUUAUAAAUUUAGAAUGAACUAUAGAUGCUGUGAGUCCCCAGAUCCUUUCCCAGCACUUUGAAGGCUGUUGUAUACCCGAUCAAAAAUGAGCAACAGCUACCCAGAGGAAGGGCAGCUAGCAGUAGGCAGUUAUCAGACGCGUGGGCUAAGAGGUUGUUGGUCCCUGUUCACAUUUCCUUCUGUUUUCUCAAAACUGCAAGGCAGGAAAGGCACCACAAAUGUGCUUGAGAACACAUGGUUUGGUGCAGCAGCCACAGCACACAAACGCAGUGUCUUUUUAUGCCUCAUCCCUUAUCUACUGAGUAGAAACAGCAGCGUGGUCUUGCAGAAAACCAGGACUUUAUGGAUGCCAAGGGCAGUGUGCUUUGCACUUACAUGAUCUUAUGGUGAUGGUGCACGCAACUACAUGUCUAUCUGAUCCACUAUCAACCUUGCAGGUUGUAGCAGCAAAAAUGUUUAACUGCUGGGUUAAUUCAAAGACUGGGAAAAGUUCCUGCCUGUGCCAAGUACAAAGGAGGAAAUAUCGAUUCAUAAUUGCAGAUCAGUUUCUGUAUGAAGAGUAACAUGGAUUAUAUGAACAAAAUACUGGUCUGUAUCUCACAGCAAAUUGCAAGGGAUUUGAAAGGAAACGAGUUAAGACUGUUCCUGUUUGAAAUCACACAAAAGUUUGCAAAUAAUUAAUGAUCUUCAAAUUCUUCUUAAUACUGGAUCUGGAGUGAAAAGGUCUUAGUAAAACCAGCAGGAUUUUCUGAGUGAGGACUGCAAAACUUAGCCUUUUCCAAAAGAGAGAACUUUAUCGCAGUGAAAUUUUCCCUCUGCCAGACCUGGUAAACAAUGGGAAAUUUUAUGUGAGAAUGUAUCUAUUGCAGCCUGACCUUCCUUUUAGGUUUGGUGAGAAAGGAGGAAAUAACCCACAGGCGGAGGAAAAGGGUCUCUCCUGAAAUGCAGCGCUGUCUCUGGGUGUCCUAGGAGGCUCAGUGGGCAGAAGAGGAUUUAGGCAGUGUCAGCACUGGGUGAGCACAGGUACUUUCCUGCGGGGUGCUCCAGGAAGUCUUUGUGGAGCUAGGAGGUACAGCCCGAAGUGAUUCAGCCCCAAGAUCUCCACCAGCCCAGCCACUCCCUGUGCUGUGACACGUCUGUCUUCACCCCAACCCCACCGGCUCCUGGUUCCACUAGGGCAGAGGUGUGGGUGCCCUGCAGGGUGUUUUGAUAGUUUAUGGCAGUUCCUUCACGUCAGCUGUGUACUACCGCAUCCCGGUAGCAGUGGGCUUGCCCGGCCAUGGCAGGGAUAUGGCCUGUUUCAGCGCAGCUUGUCUCUGCUAAAGCUGCCACCAGGAUCUUCUCUGGCUGCUUCCAUCUCUGCCAUAACCUAAGCACCCUCUGGCAGCGGCGUGGUAAGGUUUACUGCUCCUGUUGGAUGUGAGAAGGAUCUUCACGUGCCCUCAAGCCCACUUUCAAAUGUGGAUGCCUCUCCGCUCAGUACCUAACUCCCCGUAGGAUGUCUAAAUCAAUGUGUUUUGUUUCUCAGACUGCUUAGAUUACUUUUAGCUACUCCAAGAUGCAAAUUUUGAGCGCGCUGGAUGUUUUUGCCAAGGGGAGUUGCUCUCCACUGUCCCAGAGGAUAAGAUAGAAAUGGCAUGUUUCUUGUAAGGAGGAUGCAAGUGGUUCAGCCAGAUGUGGGGAAAGGAAGAAAAACUACACCAACACUGCUCAGAAAUCUGCCCUGGCUCCUGGCUACUGCGAAAAACUAGGGGAGCAGUCAGCAAGGGCCCGUGGGCAGUUGUGUGGGUGUGUUUUUUAUUAACUUUGGAAAAAAUGCUAAUUCUGUUGCUUGACAGGAAAAGACGUGGGAGACACACGUUUGCUGCUAUGGUGCUCUGCCAGUUGUGCUGACAAAAGCCCCUCGCUCACAGAAGUACACCUGGCACUCAGCCUAGGAAAGGUAGCCCCAGUGAGCAGAGCAGCAAAACACAGGUUUGAGGCAUCAUUCAAAAGGGAGGCUGGUACGUGCAGCCUUCCUGAGUCCCUGCCACGCACCGCUGCUCGCCCCGGCCAGCCCUCCCAGCUGCACUGCAAAAAUCGGGGACCUUUUGUGUGCUGUUGAAAACUCACAGCACAGAAUUGGGCUAGAUGAGGAAAAAAACAGGACAGGAGAAUUUUGAUGCACUAUGCCCUCCACAGUUAAAGCAUGAGGUAAUACAGCAGCAACAAAUCUCAUUGUUGCGGUAUUUCCCGUAAGUCCCACUAUCAUAGUCAUGUCCUGAGUCACCCCUUGUGACCAGGCUUCUAAAAGGUAUUUGCCUCCACACCAAGUGGUAGUAAAAGGCUUUAAAAAUAGAAAUAAAUUGCAGAUAGAGAGGGGGCUUUGUCAUCUUGUGAAGUUGUUUAUGCCAAUGUGUGUAAACAGUGUUUGCUGGGAUCUGAGUGAGCAGCGGAGCAGGUCAUUGCUGCAGACACGCCAAGUGCUUCCCCAGGGCUUGUCUCUAACCCCAGUCAAUGGCCAUAUCCGUUCCAAAUCCAGCUGGACUUCUCAUUCCCUCAGAGUGAAGUUUAAUCUUUAGGUUUUUUUCCUUAAAUUAACAAGAACGGAUGCAUUUUACUUAAAUGCUCUUCCUAUGCUGACUAAUGUUUUUUCCUCUUUACACUCAAAGGGCCUAAUCCAGCAGCCAUUACAGUGACCAGGGUAACUUUCCCAUGAAGUUUUUUUGGGGGCUGAAGUAAUCCACCACCAGGGUCACCUGUGUGUAGUACAUGCUUUCCCAUGGAUCUGUGUUCUGCCUAUUUCUGUGAUACUGUUUCUGCCUUUCCGUGUUGUAUUUAUUUUUUUAAAAGUAUACUUAUUACUCUAGCAGAACCUGUAUUAUGUGAGAUUGAACAAAACAGGUUCAAGAUCUGAAACACCUUCCUGAGAAGAGAAUGAAUCUGAAUUUUGUGUAAUUGUUUUACUGAUCAGCCAACCUGUUCCCUAUCGGGUAAGAUAUUCUAGGGAUGUAGAGGUGCUUCCUGCAGUCACAGAUAAGAGCUCUUCAGUUCACUCUUAUUUUUCCCUUCAGAAAUGAAGGAAGAUCUCCCAGUUUCAAAGGGGGCAUGUGCUGUGUGCUUUUAAGAUUUCAGGAGCCUUGCAACGUGUAUUUAAUUCUUUGUUCCGUUGAACUGCUGAAAUAGAAAAGUAGGACAGAAGUCCAUGAAGGGGUAAGAAAUAACAACAACAACAACAACAAAAAAAAGACAAAAAAGAAGAAGAAGAAAGGAAUGUGCUUACAUGUUUUGGAGAAGUAAAUAUCUAAGACAAGUGUGGCUUCUGUACUGUAAGGUCAUAUGUGGGAUGACACCUUUUCUGUGUCUAGUUUGUAUUGCAUGUGUGUAAUAACCUUGUUGAGGGAAAACCUAGAGAGGGUACCUGGUGAUCCUCAAAACUAAUAUGUAAAUAGUAAGUUCCCUGGUCUUUGUUCUGGUAAAGUGUUAGAAGGGAUGGGAGUCUUGCUUAGGUGAAUGGCCACAGCAGGCAUCCCCCACAUCUACAAAAUCCUGUACAGAAAAAUCCUGUGGAAUACAGUAAAAACUGAUCACUUCUCUUGAACAAUGUCUGACCCAAAAGGUCUCCAAUUAAAUCUGCUUGGGUAGGUUUCCUUUAAAGAAGAAAACCCUAACCAAUAUUUAAUAGUUUCCUUUUCUAAAGGAAAUUCUGUUAAACUCACUCAUUUGUUUUAAGCCUUGUUAAAUUCUACAAGACUUUCUCUUAACAGGAGGUCUGACUUAGCAUGUAAAAUCAUAAUGGUUUAUUUGAGCAGCUUUCAGAAUUGCAGUAAUAAAGCUUACCUUUCGUGAGCUCUCUUUCAAAAGGUAAAUUUUCAGCAUUUGUUUGUGCUUCUUUUAUCAACCUGAAUGUAAACUGCUUUAUGUACUUGACACUGCCCUUUUUCCUUCUCUGUAUCUCUGAAUGUUUGCUUCCAAGUCGCUGGGGUUCCGAGGAUGUUUUCAAAACCAGUAUUAUUUAAAGUUGUAUCAUAUUUUCAGCCUCCACUAAUUAUACAGUACUGUAGUAGCAAAAUAUAAUUUUUAAGGAUUGGAUUAUUUUUAUACCUGCAUCCAAUAUUAUUAAAUCUGGCGUUCUAGUCAGUAUUAUAAAAAGAUACAAUAAAAUUAUGAAUAUUA
Calidris pugnax (ruff) is the source of this 11851-nucleotide messenger RNA. It is a transcript of the gene HEG1, whose product is annotated as heart development protein with EGF-like domains 1. The transcript has 23 exons. Gene Ontology annotation, molecular function: calcium ion binding. The record is from RefSeq and is a predicted model, not a curated record. Gene Ontology annotation, biological process: heart development. NCBI's taxonomy places the organism in Eukaryota, Metazoa, Chordata, Aves, Charadriiformes, Scolopacidae. Bases 9 to 5789 code for a protein of 1926 amino acids.